AAUAUACGUACGAAGGUGUAAAGCAAAUGGCCAGAAAUGUCAGUUCCAAGCUGACAGUUGUCUGUUUUACUGUGGAUUUCUCCAUUUCGUUUUGACAUUUGGCUGGCACACUGUUGACGUUUACUACACUCCAUCACUGUGGCCAUUGUGUCCGUCCACUUGCACACGAGUUGUGUGUUGCCUACAGAGCUGUUGCUUUGUUUAUUCUAGUAAAGUUUCGUAACAAUUUGGUUUUCUAUUUUGUUAUUGUGAAGUGUUUUGUUUGUGUUUGAAGUAGUAUUGUUCGAUUGCUGCUGCUGUUUAACUAUAAAUUCUUAGAUUUUUUUCCUGCUGAAUUAAAAACAAAAGGCACAAACAUAAAAAAUGUCAUGUACGAGUAGAAUUAUCCUCCAACUUUUGGUUAUCUGCACUGCGUUGUGUGGCACUGCCUUGGCUAUCAAUUGUUACGUCUGUGAUGCCUCCGACACCCAAACGCCCUUCCAGUGUGGCGAAUGGUUUGAACGUUUCGACGAGCCAGACAUACAGCCGCAGAAUUGCUCGAAUGUGCACGAUGCCAAGUUCUGUAUUAAGCAUAUCGGCCGCUAUGAGGGUGGCAUAGGCGCGAAGCGAUUCUGCUCCUCAAAGGAUUUGGGCAACUAUUGUGAUUAUGUGAAGAACAAAGGUGAUCGCAUGGAUUAUCGUUCGUGUAUCUACACUUGCAGCACAGAUGGAUGCAAUGGAGCGAGUAGUUUGAGGCCUUGGAUAGCCGCCAUUGUGGCGUCAUUGUUGUUGGCGGCCAGGUUUUGGCGCUGCUGAGCGAAGUGGUCAAUAAUAAGUCAAGCCAUGCGUGAAAAUGACUAGUAAAGUGCCUUCGCUGCCGCUGUCGCUCGAAUUGUUAGUAUGACGAAGAACAAAUUUUUGCUACACCAAAUAGUGUUUGAAAAAUAUUUUAAUUAAAAUUAUAAAUAAAUAGUAAUAAUAAGGAAUAAUAAAUUUUAAUAUUUUAAAUAAAAUUUACAAUUAAAAUGCA
Messenger RNA from Anastrepha ludens (Mexican fruit fly), 1009 nucleotides. RefSeq lists its product as uncharacterized. Lineage: Eukaryota; Metazoa; Arthropoda; Insecta; Diptera; Tephritidae. Gene Ontology annotation, biological process: sleep; positive regulation of voltage-gated potassium channel activity; regulation of synaptic transmission, cholinergic. The transcript is spliced from 2 exons. Bases 364 to 795 code for a protein of 143 amino acids. The record is from RefSeq and is a predicted model, not a curated record.